Messenger RNA from Symsagittifera roscoffensis, 2010 nucleotides. Its product is annotated as transmembrane protein 129-like. Gene Ontology annotation, cellular component: membrane; endoplasmic reticulum. Gene Ontology annotation, molecular function: ubiquitin protein ligase activity. NCBI's taxonomy places the organism in Eukaryota, Metazoa, Xenacoelomorpha, Acoela, Convolutidae. Gene Ontology annotation, biological process: protein ubiquitination. Bases 75 to 1841 code for a protein of 588 amino acids. The record is from RefSeq and is a predicted model, not a curated record. The transcript is spliced from 13 exons.
AAACUUAUUAAAUAGACUAAAUGUGUGUGGUUUAAUUUGUUUGAGAUUAAAGGAGGAGUAGAAAAACAGUGGCCAUGUUUCCCCAGCAGUUUGUCUUGUUCUCUGGAAUGUAUAUGCUGCUCAGCUUCUUCAUUGUCGUGCCCCCUCAUGAGGUCAGACAGGCUGGUUUCUCCACCGAGUACCUGUUUGCAUCCUACUUGGGCAACGAGAUGCGGGACUUCGUGGGCUACCACAUGCGUAGGAACAGUCUCAACAUGUUGAUCCACUCGUUACUGCCUCUAGGCUUCUACUUCUCAGCAGUCCUCUGUACAGAUUAUUUUUACAAACAUUUGACUGAGACAGCAGUGUACUACUGGGUUGUGUAUGUAUGUGCAAGUGUGUUGGUGGCCCUCUAUGGACUGCUGAGGUUUGUGAGACACUCUGUGAGAAACCACGCCUACCACACACUUGCUAUCUCUCUCGCACACCAAGCCACAGGUUCUACAUCAGUGUCUUCAUCGUCUUUGAGUGUUGGUAAUGUCAGUGGCAGCAGUUCCAGUUUCAACAAUGGUGCCAGAUCUAGUCGAGACAGAGGAACUGGAAGAGGGAGAGGGAACAGUGGCAGUAGCAGUGGGAGGACCUGGACUGUGGUUGCCAAUUCUAUCAAUGCAGAGAUGCUCUCCGAGAGAGACAAGUUCACCAGUGGACCUCACAACUGCAGAGUUUACUGCACACGCAAUUGGCUCAUACAAACUGCAAUCUAUUCAACACACAUGGUGCACAAGAGUGACAUCCACCUGGUGCUGGUUGGGAAGCAGCAGCUGCAAUUUGUAACAGACACCCCCUAUGGAGAAGAGGAGUGGGUGCAGGUGGAAGUGCACAGCAUCAACCGUACCAUCGCCCCCUUCCAACUCAGACUCAGGGCACAGGAGUACCAUGAACUGCGGGAGAGAUUGUCUGCGCCAGUGGUGAAUGCUCGCAACAUAGUGCUGAGUCAGAGCAUCAGCGAAAGAUUUGUGGCCGCAUUCAAAUCCUGUGUAUCCGAGAACGAACCAUUCCGCUCAUUCUCAACUGCCGGCUCUGUGUGUGGGACUAUGGUGGAACAGUGCAUUGGCCUCAAAGGACCUCACAACUGCAGAGUUUACUGCACACGCAAUUGGCUCAUACAAACUGCAAUCUAUUCAAUACACAUGGUGCACAAGAGUGACAUCCACCUGGUGCUGGUUGGGAAGCAGCAGCUGCAAUUUGUAACAGACACCCCCUAUGGAGAAGAGGAGUGGGUGCAGGUGGAAGUGCACAGCAUCAACCGUACCAUCGCCCCCUUCCAACUCAGACUCAGGGCACAGGAGUACCAUGAACUGCGGGAGAGAUUGUCUGCGCCAGUGGUGAAUGCUCGCAACAUAGUGCUGAGUCAGAGCAUCAGCGAAAGAUUUGUGGCCGCAUUCAAAUCCUGUGUAUCCGAGAACGAACCAUUCCGCUCAUUCUCAACUGCCGGCUCUGUGUGUGGGACUAUGGUGGAACAGUGCAUUGGCUGCAGUGUCUCCUUGGCUGAUGUGAAACUCAUAAAGGCCUGUGAGGCGAGAGGCUGUGGGGAGUGCUUUUGCAGACCACUAUGGUGUGUCGUGUGCUUGAGCAAGUGGUUCUGUGCAAGACAGGAUCAGAAUCAACCUCACAAGUGGCUAGAAGGAAGUGCUCCUUGCCCUACAUGCAGAGCCAAGUUCUGUAUUGCCGACGUCUCAUAUAUCCAACACCCAGUGCCUAGUCCAGACGCAGACCAUCACGAUCCACUCACUGAACCUGGAGAGGAUCAGAGUCAGGAUGAAGAAGAGGAAGAAAAUAGUGUGAAAGAGAAAGCAUCGUAGGCAGAUAAUGCUUGUAAUGCUGCUUUGCCUUAGGCUAGAAAGUAAUUUAAGUUCCUAUUGUAAAUAUUUAAUUGUGGUUAGAAGCUAUUAGUACAAAAUUCUAAAUAGGUUCAUGUUUUAUCUCGUGUUUUCGUGAAUAAAAUUUUGAAAAACAUGAAUCAAAGGAUUU